Carassius auratus (goldfish) is the source of this 4563-nucleotide messenger RNA. Its product is annotated as ankyrin repeat and SOCS box protein 15-like. Gene Ontology annotation, cellular component: cytoplasm. Gene Ontology annotation, molecular function: protein binding. Lineage: Eukaryota; Metazoa; Chordata; Actinopteri; Cypriniformes; Cyprinidae. The record is from RefSeq and is a predicted model, not a curated record. Gene Ontology annotation, biological process: intracellular signal transduction. The transcript is spliced from 10 exons. The coding region runs from base 86 to 1750 and encodes 554 amino acids.
GGGGCACUCAAGUUCAGACUGAUAGUAGCUAAAGCACAGCAGUGAGAGACGCGUGAUUUCACUGGAACUGCACUUCACAAGGAAAAUGGAUCCAUCAGGUGACCUAGAAGAGGAUGGUGACCUUUUUGAUGCUGCAGUCCAACUGAGCAUUCAAGAGUCAUUUAAAGACAUCGCCUCUCUCGGAAGUGUGGAACAUCAAAAGAUCUUGGAUGCAAUUUUCCGAGGUGACCUCUUUGCUCUGCAGGAGCUGUCGGACUAUCCUGCCGCAUUCACUGAGGUGGAUAGCAAGGGGUGGUACCCAAUUCAUAGAGCUGCUGUCCAGCAAUCUGUGCAGGUGCUGGAGAUGGUACUUUAUGUGGUUGGUAGAAAAGGUUCCUACAGGAUGAGUUUAGAGGAGGAAACCGCAGAUGGAGAGACGCCAUUGAUAUUGGCGACUCAAGCUGGGCUGGUGGAGAUUGUUAGGACUCUGCUUGAGCACGGAGCUUCACCCAACAGAAUAAACAGCAAAAAUGAAUCUCCUUUAUUACUGGCCUGCCCUAAAAAGUGGACUGCCAUUCAUGAGGCGGCCAAGGUGGGCUGCACUGACAUUCUUACACUGCUGCUGCAACAUGGAGGGAACGUGUCGGAGACGGAAGAGAAUGGAGUGACGCCCAUGGGGAUUGCAGCAGAGUAUGGACAAGCAGAGGCACUGGACAUCCUUAUUCACUAUGGUGGCGAUGUAAAUGCUCAAGCGCCAAAUGGAGACAGUGUGCUAUAUGAUACUGCUGGCUCUGGCAAUCCUGUUUGCAUUGAACUUUUACUUCAACAUGGAGCUGAUCCCAACAUCGCUAAUCUUUCCUUACAGCUUCCCAUCCACUGGGCAGCGUACAAAGGGAAUUACCUUUCUCUUUACAGCGCCUUAAGAAUGUUAAUCCCAGUAACCACAAGGAAAGCCCUCCGUCUCUCAGGCCAGAGCCCAAUUCAUACAGCUGCAGAUGGAGGCCAUGUCCGAUGCAUGGAACUCCUGGUGGACAGAGGUUUCGACGUCAACGCUCUUCUUGACACAAAUGUUUCGGAGAAAUAUGGAGAUAUGCGGAAGACUGCUUUGCACUUUGCGGUCUCCAAUGGAGAUGUGACUGGCGUCCAGUUGCUGUUAAACGCAGGAGCCAAAACGGACAUGGAUCCCCUGCACUGCCUCCUAGUGGCGGUGAGAACUGGGCGUUAUGAGAUUGUCAGGAUUCUCCUGGCUAGCCAAGCAGAUGUGAACUGUUACUUCACAGAAGUCAACGACACAGUGUUUCCCACUGCCUUACAAUACUGCCUGAGGGAUGAGAUGAUGAUGCGACUGCUGUUAAAUGGUGGUUAUGAUGCAGAGAAAUGCUUCUGUUGUCCUCAUGACUCAACAUGGGGUUGUUCCUCAGAACAUACCAGUGAGAAGGUUCCAUUUUGUGAUUUCAUCAGCGUCUCUUGGCUAGUGCAGUUCUCUGGAAGAGCUGUGCAGGUUCUCCUCGACUACGUCAAUCAUGUUAUUAUCUGCUCCAAGCUGAAAAUGGUUCUAAAGAAGCAUAAAGAGUGGACUGAAAUUGCAGAAAUAUUGGGGAAUCCUCGUUCACUGCAACACCAAUGCAGACUUGCCAUCAGGAGAGAGAUGACUCCACUAAGGCUGGGUGAUCCAAAGUUCAUAAACUCAGCUCCUUUCCCACCAGGACUGAAAAGCUACUUGAUGUACAAAGAGCAUGAUUUGUAUGGACGAAUCCUGUAUCAGGAGUGAUGGCUAAAAGUUAAGGAGAAAGCACUUUGAGUUUUAUUCAAAUUAACAUCAGGUUGACAUGAACAGAGCUUUCGCUAUUUUUCCGUCAUGAGUUCAAAACACUUAAAGUGUGAAUGUUAAGUGUUUUUAACACUUCACAUUGAACAUUACUAUGUGAAUUUUGCAUCACUUCCAAAGGACUUUGCCUCCAAAGCAAUGUCUUGGUGCCAUUAGUGCAAUAAAAUAAUGUUCUGGCUGACAAAAACAUGGUUUAAUCAGAUAAAAAAUAAAAAUGUUGAUGCCUGUUCUAUGACGUCAGACUGCUUUCCAUCAAGUACCACCUACUAGUGUAAAAUAAAGAUUUUCCAUUUGUUUUCCAUUUUAACUUUUAAUACAGCACAUGCACAACACAGACAAGGGGUAUUUAUUGUGUUUAUUAAAAUGCACGUAAGAUUGCAUCACACACCUCGGUGCUUCUAAACUGUGGUUAUAGAAUGAUCUGCACCGUCACAGUUGAAGUAACUAAAGCAGGUCAUAUCUACUUUAUUUAUAGCUUUAUGCCCUGUUUACAUCAUCAAGCAUAUUCUGCAAUCUGUCAGGCAGAAACCUUUGACUUAUGCAUUAUCAGAAACUCACCACCUAACCUUGUGAUAAACUCUCAGAAACAUUAGACGCAUUUAUAGUUUACUGUAUACUUAUCUGAGCCUUUUCAAGUACAUCUGAUAAUUUAAUUUGAUAGAGAUGGUUACAGAUGGAUAGCUUUUGAAAAAGUCUGAGCAUAUCAUGACAGUGUAAUGUUUGAGUACUGUUCGCUAGGUUAUACACACAUGCGAGUAACUUUCCAACAAUAAGUGUAUUUGAAAAGAAUCUGGUAAAAGUAGUUACUGCACAAAUAUGUAAUAUCAAUUCUAGAGCUCCAGAGGUUUUCUGGUAUCUUCACAGCUGCUUUAGAGGACAAGCUAAGCAUAAAAGGUAGCAGUUUAAUAAAUCCAAUCUAUUUGGUCACUCUACUUGUAUCUACUUAUUAACUUCAAAACCGUUGGCAUUGAUAGGGGUUAAACAGUGUUACAUGAGAUUCUUAAUGCAUCUUGAAUCUUCCAACUUGAUACAAAUUAGUUUAGUUUUAGUGGUAUCCCUAAGGGGCAGUUUCUUAUGUCAUUUUUGGCCAACAGCUGCUGACAAGUCUCAACACUACAUCAUAUGCAGAUACUCUGUCCUGCACCCUCCUCCACUUAAGUUCCUCCACCAGCUUCCUAAUGACUAACCGUGUAUCUUACACGUCCAGAAGCCUCCACUAAUCCCACUUUCAAGUAUCGAGGCAGCAUUAAAACUUAUACUCACAAAGGAGACAUGGUGUUACAAGUAUGAGCAACUUUGGGUACCAUAAACAGCUUGGCAAGUAUGAGGACAUCGAUGUAGAUUAACUUCUGGCCUCCCUGACUAAUAAGGAAAUCCAAGAUCUGGAAAAAGGUUAUGGCUGUAAUCGAACCCGAUAUGAACAUACCCACUAGGCUAAGGCUAGAGGACCAGAUGGCCAAGCAGCCAACAGGCACUUUUAGCCGAGAGGCUCUGCUGAAGUACUGGGAGUUAAUUCCUACUGGCAACUCAGAAUUUCCAGUACAAAUGGAAUGUAGCAUAAGUAUUGGAUGUACUUUAUUUGAGGGUACAAUUAAGGAUGUCAAACACAGCACCUGGAGGGCUUGAAGAUUUUUACCCAUAAGUUAUGGAUAGCUUUGGUUAGCUUAGCUAGCAACAUUGAAAUUCAUGAGAAGUUCCUAAUUUUAUACAAAAUAACACUAUCAAAUUACAUUUUUAUUUCUUCAAAAAGAGUUCCAAAGACUGCAACAUUGCUUCAACAGAACAGUUAUUGCUCAUCUGGUGUCUCAGUUGUCUCAGCUGGUGAUAUCUUUCUUAAUUAAGCAUCAUUGCUUGAGGUAUGCCAGAGCUCAACCUUGCUUUCCUUUCUAUUGUGACACACAGGACAGCAUGGGUGAGUGCCAGACAGAUAAGAGUGAAGAGGAAUGUGGCAGUGAAGAGCCUGAGGAUAAUGAAGAGGAGGGAGAGCAACAAAACUGGGGGCUCUGAACGAGGUGAUGGGGAGAAAGAAGCAAGGUCAAGCAAUUCUAAUUUUGUGAGCUUGUCCAGAUUAGAUUGCAAGAGGACCCCAACCCCACUGACGUUGUUAAGAUCUUGGAAAACCUCUUGAGUAACAACAACUCUUUGAGUGAAGUCAACCUAAACAACAUUGAGAACAUAUUCCAAGAGGUUUUGGUGAGAUUUACGGAUGCAUUUAUUAGCAACACUUGACGUUGAGGUUUUCAGCCUUGCCAACACCCACGCAGAUGAUCAAGUAGAUUAUGUUGAUUCCAACUUCAUUUCAGGCAAAGCUAUUCUGGCUUUGAUUGGGUCACCUCACUACAACACAACACUAGUGGAGCUCUGAUUCCACAACCAGAGGCACAUCUGUGAAAAUCACCAUCAUAGAAAUGGUGAAAUUGCUAAUGGACAACACCACCCUGUUGAAACUGGGUUACCACUUUCACUUACCUGGUCCAAGGAUGAGCGCAACUGGUAUUUUAACCCCCAACCAGGACUGCCAGAGGCUAAUGCGGCUGCAACAAAGGAAAGAACAAGAUGAUCUAGAAAGAAGUGAGGAGCAAUCUAAGACAUGUGACACUGUGGAAAAUACACAGUCCCUUCAGUUCCAGAUUUCAACAGAAAAAGAUGCUACACAAGGGGAGCAGCCAUUGGUCUGUUCUCAUUUACUAAAACAUCCUCACAGUCAACCAAAUGUUGUGAACAAUGUUCCAACUAAAAAAAAAAAAAAAAAAAAA